AGAAGCACUUUAAAAGACACAUUUCAACCAUUGUUAAAGCCCUGUGGAGAACCUAUCCGAACUGAUUCACACACGUCUGUAGGACCAGGCUGAAGAGAGCAGAAUGGAGAUGAGGAAGAAUACAUAUAUAAAUCCAAAGUCAAAGAUUACUAAAGUCAGCAAACCUGAUUCAGAAGACUGUGACAGAUUGUAUGAAGAAAUUCUUGUAAAUGAAGAGAACCUGAAGACUCACAUGACCAGAAGCACCAAUGAAUCUGAGAACGCAGGGAAUAACACUGAAAGGAGCAGAUGCAACAGACUGGCUAGAAUUUGUCUUGAGCUGCUCUGCGGUGUCCUUCUGGUUGCCAUCAUACCUCUGACUAUAGAGAGACAGCAGUUACAGACCAGUAACACCAACCUAAUUACAGAGAGAGACCAGUUACAGACCAGUUACUCCAACCUGACUAUAGAAAAACAACAGCUACAGGUUAAAAUUCAGCAAAUAGCAAAGGAAAAGGAAGACUUACAGAGCAGCUCCAACACCAUGAGAAACCAGAUGGACCUUUUGCAGAAGGAGAAAAACAGACUUCAGCAGAAGCUGAAUGACUUACAUACAUGCAAUGUGACGGGAUGGUUGUACUUCAAGUCUAGUUUUUACUACAUCUCUACUGAGAAGAAGAGCUGGGAUGAUAGCAGACAGUACUGCAGAGAGAGAGGAGCAGACCUGGUGAUCAUAAACAGCAGCGAAGAACAGGAUUUCCUUGCUAAUAUUCUAGUCAGUAUUAAAAGCUUUAUAGCUUGGAUUGGUCUGACUGACAGAGACACAAAGGGCAGGUGGAAAUGGGUGGACGGUUCAGCACUGACCACUGGGUACUGGGGUGAUGGAGAACCAAAUGAUACAGGUGAAGAAGACUGCGUAGAGUUUUAUCCAUUUAAUAAGAAGUGGAAUGACCGGAAAUGCUCUGCUAUUGAACAAUGGAUCUGUGAGAAACGUACUGAGUGAUCGUGUAAUACAUGCUUAUCUUCACAUUUUGGUCAAUGAUAAUAUCAUAUAAAAACCCUCUUUGUCAUUUCACCAUCCCACACAAUGAUUAGCUUUAUUUUUCAUAAGUUAUUAUAACAAAAAUGAAUUAUGUUUUUUUUAUUACACUGUACACUGUAUAAAUCAUCAUGACUCUGUUUGUGAUUAGAGCUGCCUUUCAGAUGUUUAUCUAGUGAUGUAACGUGUUGGUUUUCUGUUGGUUAUAAUCUGUAACAAACUGAAGUUCUGCAUCUGAAUUAUAAAGUUACACAGUAACAUUAAAUGGCCAUUUCAA
Molecule: messenger RNA, 1295 nt
Organism: Colossoma macropomum (tambaqui)
Lineage: Eukaryota; Metazoa; Chordata; Actinopteri; Characiformes; Serrasalmidae
Product: CD209 antigen-like protein A
Exons: 5
Coding region: 104-982 (292 amino acids)
Source: RefSeq, a predicted model, not a curated record